CUCGAGUCUUUUUUCAUGCAUACCAGAGUGUUGACAUCUGCCUAUUAUUGCAACGGCUGCAUUACCGCUAGCUACAGGAGCAAAAGGGCUGCACACGUACAUUGUUCCGUACUGUUUUUUCUAGUGUUCAACCAUAGAGCGCUGACUCCACGCAUGAAUGAGGCUUCGGCCUUUAGACCUUACACAUCGCCACACGCAUCGUCAGUGGGUCAAGAUACACGCAUCAGACAGAUAGACAGACAGAGAGGCAGGAAUGCACGGCACACACACACACACGUAUCAGUCCGUCCUGCCAUUCUGCAUGACAUACCCUCACAGGCAGGCAGGCAGGCAGGCAGGCAGACACCGCAGUGGCACGACAUAGAGAUACACAUCUUCAAAGCACUCGCUUGGUACGUACGCACGCAAAAGUCACACAUAGAGGCAGGUAAGGAGAACACACACACGCAUACACAAGGCAGGCAACUUAAAGCAAGCACGCAUCAGUCGGUGUAACAAUAGGCAGGCAGAUAAACCCAAAAUCACACCCACACCCACUUCAACGCUCAUUUCAAAUAUAGACCUCGCUUCUACUUGUAUACCAACACACAUCUGGCUCAUCGUCCUUCCACAAUCCUCGAUAGAUACUGCCACUCAGCUAAGUCAUCUCUCCCUACCCCCUCACACCGGUCGUGGAAGACCGUUCUUCCACUGACCUUCGUAGAGCAAGCCAUACGGUGAAGUCAGCUUCCCCUGUCCAUCAUUCUUACCGCCCUUAAACUGGCCCUCGUAGACACAGCCGUCCGGCGAAGUCAACUUCCCCUCUCCAUCAUACUUGCCGUCCUUGAACUGGCCUUCGUAGACAAAGCCGUCCGGCGAAGUCAGCUUCCCUUGCCCCUCGAGCUUGCCAUCCUUCACCCAGCCUUCAUAAACCUUACCGUCCGGCAAAGUCAGCUUCCCUUGUCCUUUGCUUUUGCUAGAUUCGCCGUUCUUCCACUGGCCGUCCCAGACCUUGCCAUCCGGCCCAGUCUCCUUCCCCUCUCCGUCAGGCUUGCCGUCCUUGAACUGCCCAUCGUAGACCCAGCGGUCCGGCCAAGUCAUCUUCCCCUGUCCCUCAAACUUGCCGUCCUUGAACUGGCCUUGGUAGACCCUGCCGUCCGGCCAAAUCAGCUUCCCCUGUCCCUCGCGCUUGCCAUUCUUCCACUGGCCUUUGUAGACCCAGACGUCCGGCAGAAACUCCUUCCCAUCUCCAUCAGGCUUGCUGUCCUUCCACUGGCCUUCAUAGAAACUAUUGUCCGGCCGAGUCAUCUUCCCCUGUCCCUCGCGCUUGCCAUUCUUCCACUGGCCUUCGUAGACAACACCGUCCGGCCCAGUGUCCUUCCCUUCUCCAUUCGGCUUGCCAUCCUUGAACUGGCCUUCGUAGACCCUGCCGUCGGGCGAAGUCAGCCUCCCCUGUCCCUCUUUGCCGUCCUUGAACUGGCCUUCGUGGACCCAGCCGUCUGGGUAAGCGAAAACGAACUGGACAAAGCUUGAAGGACCCUCAGAGGGAGCGUUCCGGGGGGAAGCGGGCCUCUCGGUCAUCAGCGAAGAAUGGGGGAGCGGAGAAGAGAUGGAGGCCGAUAGAGAGGGGAGAAGACGCAAGGGACGAGAGGGGGAAGCAACGGAUUGGCAGAUGCGGGUCAGAGGGGCGACGAGGGUGCCGAGAGGGGAUGAUGGCAGGUCGAAACGAUAGCAAAAGCUGAUGUGUGCGCCAGGGUUGCAAACCCAGAAACAGUUGGAGAAUCAGCAGUAGCUCGGGGUAGCGAGUAGGAAUGUGACGAAGCCAGAAGAAGCAUUCAGUGACGACAGAGGUCUCAUGGACACGCAAGCUUGGGUCUACAAGCAUCUCAUACUCAUGUCUCGUAGAUCUUGUGCGUGUAACUCCUUAUCGCUCUAACUCCCCCUCUCGCUCGUCAGCUUGUCCUUUCGCGUUGCUGUCGAGCGCUCAUCAUGAAGGUGUUGGCGGUCAGCGAGAUCACCGAGAAAGAAAAAGACGAGGUGCUUUUUCGGCUGUUUGUCAGCUCACAACAGCUCGUCAAGCCAUGCGGAUGACGCUUGGAGAGAUGGGAGGCAUCUCGUGCUCUUGCUACCACCUCCGCAUCACCACACGGCUUGGCACGGCACUCACAUGCAUAUCAUGAACAUGUAAGUGUGUUUUUCUGCUAUUCUGGCUGGCUGUCUGCCUCAUCUGUCUGCCUGUCCUGCCUGCCUGUGCCUUUUCUAGGUCCAGACUCGGCUGCAGCAGAAGAUACGCACACAUGUAAGCAUGUGUCAGUUGUCUUUGCUUCAUUUGUUGGCUUCAGGGCUUGUGACGAAGCGCCACGGAAGCAUCCUGAAGACAAUGCUGCUGGUAUGUCUGCAGCUUGAGCUGACCAUUCUUGGGCCGCUCUGCUUUCACAGACAUCAGCUACUUACCUGAUGGUCGAUGGCGCUUUUUGUGUGCCCCUUUUUCGCUCUUUUCCUUCCCUAUACGGUCACCGACGGUGGGCUUUGCUUACCUGUGUUGGCUUACCUUUCUCCCCCUCUUGACCGUAUAGGUGAGCGAGGCACUUAGAAGCACAUGACGUGGCAAACAUCCAUGCCAGCUUACUGAGUCAGAUAGAACAGCCCUGCAUGAGAACUGGUCUGAGCCAGUUUCUCGAACCACAAGAGAGACUGCAGGCCAUACGGAUAUUCACGGCCACGUGAGGGUGUACAGUUCUCGCGAGUCGUGAUGUCCGUGCACACAUGGCUGCUCUCAAUCUUCCUACCUUCUAGAUAGGUGGCUCUUGCCUCACACAGUACCUCUCUGUGUCUGUGGCGAUUCUGAGGGCUAUCUCAGUCAUCCCUUGCUCUUACCAUUGCAUCGCUCUGUGCCUUGUGUGUCUAUAAACACACAGUGACAUCGGCAUGCAAUGGGUAAGUCAACCACAUUUGUUUUGUUAGACAUCUGUGAUGUCUUUUUGGUGUGCGGCUCGACCUAGCUGUCUGUCUUUAGUGCAGCGAGCGAACACACACAUGUGUCUAGACAAGCUGAGACCGCAUCAGGCCAGCUGCGCUUUUUGUGCGCUGUGCUGUUAUUGCUUUGCCUAAUGCCCCCUCUGAGCUCAAUGCCCAAGGAGUGAGCCAGCAAUUGAGAGUCAGGCUAGGUUUUCGAUGAACCCACUUAGGACGCAGAGCAUCAUCAAUGCAUUUUGUGUAUGCAUGCGACACUCCACCGUGCGCUGGUCCGUGACUCAAUGCUGUACAUGUUUGAUUUUGCGUGAGGGACAUCUGGACUUUGAAAUAGAGGUGACGAAUCACUUGGUGCAGCCAUGGCACAUGCUCUUUGACUGCAUCUGAGCAAUCACAUCACUCUCUAAGUCCUUUCCCUCUCACACGCACUGUCAAAGUGUUCCUUGAUCAAAAUUAUGACUGCAUGCAGACCAAUUACUCAUGGAAUCGAUCAGCAGCAGAUCACUUUUCUCUCAGUCAGUUCUUUCUCAGCCCUCAUCAAUCAAUGCACACCUGUCAUCCAUCGAUCAACCAGCCGGCAGACCAAUCGACCAACUGACGGCAAGAUAGCACUGAGUGAGUGACGAGAAGACAGAGAGAAAAAUACUUCUGUACAUACACAGACGUACAUGACGUCCAUAUGUAUACAUACACGCAGCGUCACUUCCAUCAGCCCCCUCUGUCUUGGUGAGCUCUUGGGUGGCCAGCUAGUGCGCUUUUGUCUUGUAGAGCCUCAUUCGUCGAGCUCAGAUCCAUCGUCACUCUCUCGCAUCUCUUGCAACAUACGGCCGAGCACUCGACAUUCAUCUGUCGUGUGAUUGAACAGUGGACGUUCUCGUCGUGUCGAGCAGAGACGGCAGAAUAGCUGCAAGCGCUCUUGGGCGGCACCAGCAAGGGGCAGUGAUGCCACAGUUGAUGCUCCCUGUCCUGUAUUGUAUCCGGACAGGGUGUGCGGGUCAGAUGGACCAUGCGUACCGUCACCGAGCUCCGCAAUAAUGCGGGCGGCCAUACGGCGCAUUUUUUCGUAGGUGAAGUCCACCUGCCCGAUGAACACACUCCACAGAAAAGCGCACAUUGGGUUCGCUCUAUGAGCACCCAGACGCACGAUCAUCUUUUGUACGACGUCGUCUUUUGUGCGCCUUUCUGUACCAUAUGCCUUGUUGACGGCAAGUGAGAGACGGACAAGGUCUCCAAGAUUAUCCAUGAAGGCCUUGUUCUCGUCAUUAUCCCACCUGUCGUA
This is a messenger RNA of Vitrella brassicaformis, 4231 nucleotides long. NCBI's taxonomy places the organism in Eukaryota, Vitrellaceae. The record is from the annotation of a GenBank genome assembly.